AUGUUGUUUUCCAACACCUCUCUUAUUGGGCAGGGGCUGUCUACUCUUUGUGCUCUUCUGGAGGUAUGUUCCAUAACUUUAUCCAGAUAGGGAAGGCAAUCUCUUUUACGGGUAGAUUUGCAGUUCUUGAGGAUGUCAAUUGCUUCUUCCUUUUUGUUAUUCCCAUUGUUGUCUGCUGUUGUGGUCUUUGGUUGCUUUAGUUUUUAAAUGCAUUUACGAUUUUAACCUUUAAUUAACCCCAAAAUUGCAAGGAGGAGACUGUGUAAAAGAAACACACCAGCUAGAAAGAGUUUAGUUUGAAAAGAGCACUUAAACUUCAAAUCAUACCAUAAACCGGUAUACAUCAGGUGAUGUUAGUUAUCUCUAAAGCAGAAGAAGGAUAAGAAGUGCGCCAAAUAAAUAUUCCAUGUACUUGUGUUGUCUAAGAUUUCGUAUCCACUCUGCAGGGAUACUUUUCCCACAAUAAGUUUGGCUAUGUGAACUCUCUCUACUUUGGUGGGGCACCUGAUGUAGCGCUUGAGGUGUACAGGGUUUUCUUAUCCCCUAUGGAAGGAUAA
Pocillopora meandrina is the source of this 557-nucleotide messenger RNA. The record is from the annotation of a GenBank genome assembly. NCBI's taxonomy places the organism in Eukaryota, Metazoa, Cnidaria, Anthozoa, Scleractinia, Pocilloporidae.